Phragmites australis (common reed) is the source of this 399-nucleotide messenger RNA. RefSeq names its product CASP-like protein 1U1. NCBI's taxonomy places the organism in Eukaryota, Viridiplantae, Streptophyta, Magnoliopsida, Poales, Poaceae. Bases 1 to 399 code for a protein of 132 amino acids. The transcript is spliced from 2 exons. The record is from RefSeq and is a predicted model, not a curated record.
AUGGCCGACGUGGAGGGCGCGAAGGCGACGAGCAUCGUCUUCCGCAUCGCCGCAUUCAGUCUGUCGGUGGCGGCCGCCGUCGUGAUGGCCACCGCGAGCCAGAACGUCGUCGUCGACGGCGGCCACGGACCAUCCAUCUACGUCGUCUCGUACAACCACUACAGCGCUCUCGCGUACUUCGUGGCGGCCGGCGCGAUCUCGGCCGUCUGCUCGGCGGUGGCGCUCUACCUGUCCGCUGUGCACACCGAGCCCGCCGGCUCCGGCGCGCUGGUGCCCCUCCUCGACGCCGUCGCGCAGGGCCUCCUCUUCUCGGCGGCCGGCGCGGCGUGGUCGGCGACGCGGCUGGCCCGUGGGGAAGCGGAGGAGGAAGCAGCGUGUGCGACGCGACUAGGAUUGUAG